GCGUGUGUGACAGGUUGAGGUCAGCUGUUCUAAAUAGAACUCCUCUUUGGCGAUAGAGUAUCAAACCGGUGUGCAACGAAGCUAUACUGUCUGAAUGGGGCAGUUGCACGACAAACUACGGAACAGCUCCCGGUAUUCGUUUCGCAGUUGGCAGUACGUGAGCAUUCGGAUAACUGGAUCCUUUGUUUACAUCUGCAAAGUACACGAACUGUAAUCGACUGGCAGCGAGGACGAAAUGCGGGACGAACCGCUUGGUCUGCUUAUCUCUAUUAUCAUCAGGAUAAAAGAAGCGGCUAAACCGUUAGCUAGCGCGUGUUGAUUUUAAGGUCGCCAUGGGAGCGCUGUUCCGGAGCGAGGAGGUGUGUCUUGUCCAGCUCUUCCUCCAAUCCGGGUCGGCCUACAACUGCGUGAGCGAGCUCGGGGAGCUGGGAUUGGUGGAAUUCAGAGACCUCAACCCCAACGUGAACUCCUUCCAGAGGAAGUUUGUGAACGAGAUCAGGCGCUGCGAGGAGAUGGAGAAAACCUUCACGUUCCUGGAGCAGGAGAUUGGCCGAUCCCUGACGGUGCCCCUCCCCGCCCCCAGCCCCCUCCCAUCGGCCCCCCAGCCCAGAGAGCUGCUGUCCAUCGAGGAGGAGAGCGAGAGGCUGGCUAGGGAACUACGAGAGGUUUCCAGAAACAGAGACAGAUUGAGGAGUCAGCUGACCCAGCUCAGCCAAUACCGCGGGGUUCUCAUCCAGACACACACGCUCACCGUCUCACAGGCUCCUCCCUCUAGUCUGGAGAACUCUGCCCUGCUGGACAGCAGACAGGACAUCAGGCUCAGUUUUGUGGCGGGAGUGGUCCACCCCUGGAAGGUGCCGGCGUUCGAGCGGUUGCUAUGGCGAGCAUGUCGCGGAUACAUCAUUGUUGAUUUUCGGGAGAUGGAAGAAAGACUGGAACAGCCAGAGACGGGCGAGAUGGUUCAGUGGACAGUGUUCCUCAUCUCCUAUUGGGGCGAACAGAUUGGUCAGAAAGUCAAGAAGAUCUGUGAUUGCUUCCACACCCACACGUUUGUGUACCCAGAAGGCACUGCAGAGAGGGCUCACAUUCUGAAUGGCCUGCAGAGCAGAAUAGUGGACAUCGGACUGGUCCUGACCCAGACAGAGCAGUACAUGCAGCAGCUCCUGGCCCGCUGCGUGGCGGCGCUGCCCCAGUGGAAGGUCCGGGUCUCCAAGAGCAAGGCGGUCCAGACGGUGCUGAACCUCUGCAGCCCCUCCGUCACCGACAAGUGUCUGAUCGCCGAGGCCUGGUGUCCCGUCAGGAAGCUGCUGCUGCUGCAGAGCGCCCUCAUAGAGGGGACGAGGAGAAGUGGCAGUGCGGUGGACUCCUUCUACAACCGCCUGCCUCCCCCCUCCUCCCCCCCGACCCUCUUCACCACCAACUCCUUCACCUCGGGCUUUCAGAGCAUUGUGGACGCGUACGGCAUAGCUUGCUACCGUGAGGUCAACCCAGCGGUGUACACCAUCAUCACCUUCCCCUUCCUGUUUGCGGUGAUGUUCGGGGACGUGGGCCACGGCCUGCUGAUGACCCUGGCUGCCCUCUGGAUGGUGCUGCAGGAGAAGGACCCCAAGAUACACACACACACUAACGAGAUGUGGAGGCUGGUGUUUGGGGGCAGGUACCUGGUGCUACUCAUGGGGCUGUUCUCGGUCUACACCGGGGCCAUCUACAACGAGUGCUUCAGCAAGGGCCUCUGGAUCUUCCCCUCGGGCUGGCGUCUGCAGCCCAUGAACUGGAGUGAUGAGAUUCUGAAGGAGAACCAGUACCUGAGUCUGGACCCCAACAUCACUGGUGUGUUCCAGGGUCCCUACCCCUUCGGCAUCGACCCGAUCUGGCGUCUGGCCAACAACCACCUGACCUUCCUCAACUCCUACAAGAUGAAGAUGUCGGUUAUCAUCGGGGUCAUACACAUGACCUUUGGAGUGUGCCUCUCGCUCUUCAACUACACUCAGAGGGGCCAGCUCAGCAGUGUGUUCCUGGUCCUGCUACCAGAGCUGGUGUUCAUGCUGAGUCUGUUUGGCUACCUGGUCUUUAUGGUGGUCUACAAGUGGGUGGUGUUUGGCCCGCACGACUCAGACCGAGCCCCCAGCAUCCUCAUCCACUUUAUAGACAUGUUCCUGUUCUCUGCCAACCCCGGCAACCCAGCCCUCUACCCAGGACAGCUGAUAGCCCAGAGGGUCCUGCUGGUUCUGGCCUUGGCCUCGGUACCAGUGCUGUUGCUAGGGAAACCACUCUACCUCUACUACCACCACAGAAGAAAAGCCAGCCGCAGAGCGGGAGAAGAGCGCCCUCUGGUGACAGACACCACCUCCAUCAACACUUUGCAGGGAGACCUGGAGGAAGGAGAGAGGGGGGAGGAGGAGGUGUUUGACUGUGUGGAGGUGUUCAUGCACCAGGCCAUCCACACCAUAGAGUACUGCCUGGGCUGCAUCUCCAACACGGCCUCCUACCUGAGGCUCUGGGCCCUCAGCCUGGCCCACGCACAGCUGUCGGAGGUGCUGUGGGUGAUGGUGAUGAGGAUCUCCCUAUCGUGGCAGGGCUACGUGGGCUCCGUGGUGCUGGCUGUCAUCUUCUCCUGCUUCGCUACGCUCACCGUCUCCAUCCUCCUCGUCAUGGAGGGCCUGUCUGCCUUCCUGCACGCGCUCAGACUGCACUGGGUGGAAUUCCAGAACAAGUUCUACAGCGGAACCGGUUACAAGCUCAAUCCCUUCUCCUUCAGCUCUGUCCUAAACCCACUGUAAAACAUUCAGCCCACUAUGGAAGGCUCUGGAACAUUUAGCCCGAUUCAGAAUCUUCUAGGGCUACAUGUCUGUACUCUGGACCUCGCUUUGCAACCGAUUGGAGGAGGAGACCCGAGAGGAGGAGCCUUAAAUUCUCUCCUCCAAUGAGCUUUGGAGAAGAAAACAAGGAAAAUAAAACGAGAUUUAUCCUGUGUUUCUAAGAUGAAGAUGUAACACAUUUAGCUUAAUAUAUGCUAGCAUUGUUAUUUUUUACUUCAUUUAUGACUUUCUUACAGCUCCUUUGUAAAGAAAGUAGCUCUUGUACAUAAUAUUUAGAUUUGUUUGCUCAGGAAGAGGUUUGGAGUUUCUGGGAAGCCUAGGAGAGUUUGGGAAGUACCUGUCCCAGGUUGCACUGGGGCAGUUUAAUAAUAGGUGAACAAUAAAGACUUGUUUUAUACCUAC
This is a messenger RNA of Hypomesus transpacificus, 3221 nucleotides long. It is a transcript of the gene tcirg1a, whose product is annotated as T cell immune regulator 1, ATPase H+ transporting V0 subunit a3a. NCBI's taxonomy places the organism in Eukaryota, Metazoa, Chordata, Actinopteri, Osmeriformes, Osmeridae. Gene Ontology annotation, biological process: vacuolar acidification; proton transmembrane transport. The coding region runs from base 333 to 2780 and encodes 815 amino acids. Gene Ontology annotation, cellular component: vacuolar proton-transporting V-type ATPase, V0 domain; plasma membrane; vacuolar proton-transporting V-type ATPase complex. The record is from RefSeq and is a predicted model, not a curated record. Gene Ontology annotation, molecular function: proton-transporting ATPase activity, rotational mechanism; ATPase binding. The transcript is spliced from 21 exons.